Messenger RNA from Branchiostoma belcheri (Belcher's lancelet), 1974 nucleotides. RefSeq names its product gastrula zinc finger protein XlCGF57.1-like. NCBI's taxonomy places the organism in Eukaryota, Metazoa, Chordata, Leptocardii, Amphioxiformes, Branchiostomatidae. Gene Ontology annotation, molecular function: DNA-binding transcription factor activity, RNA polymerase II-specific; RNA polymerase II transcription regulatory region sequence-specific DNA binding. Gene Ontology annotation, cellular component: nucleus. The annotation marks the transcript as partial. The record is from RefSeq and is a predicted model, not a curated record. Gene Ontology annotation, biological process: regulation of transcription by RNA polymerase II. The transcript has a single exon.
CAAGACAAGAGCACCCACACAGAGGAAAAACCCUUCAAGUGUGAUCAGUGCCACUUCACUGCAGCAAAGAAGUCCCUUCUUGACGAACAUCAAGCAAGACACGCCGGCGAGAAACGAUUCAUUUGCGAUGAGUGUGGGUUUAGGACAGCUUGGAGGUCCCGCCUAUCCAUACACAAGCGGCUGCACACAGGGCUGAAGCCCUACAAGUGUGACCAGUGCGACUAUUCUGCAGCAGAGAAAAAGACGUUGACCACCCAUAUGGCAAAGCACACUGGAGAGAAACCUUUCGGUUGCACAGAGUGUGGAUACAGGACAAUUCGAAGCGACAAGCUAUCCCGGCAUAUGAGAAUCCACACGGGUGAAAAACCCUACAAGUGUGACCAGUGCGACUUUUCUACAGCACAUAAACUUUCCCUAGACAACCAUCUAACAAAACACACUGGUGAUAAACCCUUUAAGUGUGACCACUGUGACUAUAGCGCUGUUAGAAAAUCACAUUUGAACGACCACAUGACAACCCACACAGGUAAAAAGCCCUUCAAAUGUGGCGAAUGCGGGUACAGAUUAGCCACAAAGUCGAGCUUAUCCCAACAUUUGAAAACACACUCAAGGGAAAACCCUUACAAGUGUAACCUCUGCGAAUUUUCAACGAUUACGCAAACCACGUUGGACAAGCACAUAAGAAAACACACUGGGGAGCGGCCCUACAUUUGUAUAGAGUGCGGGUACUCAACAGGGCGGAAAUAUCUGCUCUCACGGCAUAAGACAACCCACAGUGGAGACAGACCCUACAAGUGUGACCAGUGCGAAUAUAGUGCUGUAACGAAGGCCCGUUUUUAUGCGCACAUGGCAAGACACACUGGAGAAAAACCUUACAUGUGCAGUGAAUGUGGGUACAAGACAGCUCUCAAGUCUAACUUAACCAUACAUAUGAACAUCCAUACAGGAGAAAAGCCCUACAAGUGUGACCAGUGUGACUAUUCUGGAGCACGAAAAUCGCAUUUGGACAGCCAUCUAGCAACACACACCGGUGAGAAACCCUACAAGUGUGACCAGUGCGACUAUUCUGCAGCACAUAAACUCUCUCUGGACAACCAUCUAGCAAAACACACCGGUGAAAAACCCUACAAGUGCGACCAGUGUGACUAUAGCGCUGUUAGAAAAACCCAUUUGAACGAUCACUUGACAACUCACACAGACGAAAAACCUUUCGUAUGUGGGGAAUGCGGGUACAGAGCAGCUCUAAAGUCUAACUUAUUCCAACACAUGAAGACCCACACAGGAGAAAAACCACACAAGUGCGAACAGUGCGACUAUUCUGCAUUACGGAAGUCCCAUUUGGACCGCCAUCUUGUGACCCACACCGGUGAGAAACCCUUUGCAUGCGAGGAGUGCGGAUUGAGGACAGGUGACAAAUCGUUCCUCUCCCAGCACUUCAAGACUCACACAGGAGAGAAACCGCACAGUUGCGAUUACUGCGACUACACUGCAUUACGGAAAUCCAGUUUAGACUCCCAUUUAGCGAGACACACUGGCGAGAAACGUUACAUAUGUGUGGAGUGUGGCUACAGAACAGCUGAAAGGUCCAACUUAUCCAAACAUCAGAGAACCCACACUGGCAACAAACCCUACAAAUGUGACCAGUGUGACUAUUCUGCAAUGCAGAAGGCUAGCUUGGACACCCAUCUAGCAAAACACACUGGUGAGAAACGUUAUGUAUGUGGGGAGUGUGGUUUUAGGACAGCUGGAAAAUCUAACUUGUCCAAGCAUCAGAAGACUCACACUGGGGAGAAACCUCACAAGUGUGAUCAGUGCGAUUAUUCCGCAGCAAGGAAAUCUCACUUGGACAGGCAUUUAACAAAGCAUACUACUGAUAAUGUACACGUCUGGGAAGUGGUGGACAUGGACACAUCAGAAGCUUGCCCAAUCGCGAUAUAUGAGAACCCAGACAAUAUGAAAACCGAACAAAUGUGA